AUGUCAUUCUAUCGUACUAGAAAUAUUAUAAUGUUUGACUAUUCUCUCAAUGGUCUACACCUGGAUCGUGUUGACAAAAUUAUUGACUUAGGUUUCCUUUUUGUCCCAUCUUUAGAUUUUCGUCCUCACAUUGAUCACAUAGUAGGCAAAGCUGUGCGCAUACUUGGUUUUAUUAGACGACAUUCUGCGAGUUUCAAUUCUCCAAAAUGUCUCUCAGUGCUCUAUUGUGCGCUAGUACGCUCGGUACUAGAGUAUGGUUCUAUUGUCUGGGAUCCGUAUACCGUUGGUGAUAUACUUAGACUUGACAGAGUGCAGAACAGGUUUUUGAAUAAUGCUGGGUACUGCCUAAACAUUACUCAUCCACCCCAUGACUAUCAACCAAUAAAUGAUAUUUUAUGUCUCGAGUCACUAUCAGUUAGACGUCAGACACAUAGUUACCGAUUUAUUUCUGGGCUAUUAAAUGGGAAAAUUGAUGCACCUCGAUUAUUAGAGAAACUUAAUAUCCAUGUUCCUAGCAACACUCGAUACCAGGGCACGUUCUACCUACAAACAGAUCGGUCCAACUAUGCUGCCAAUGCACCCCUCCCUAGACUGAUGCGUGUAUACAAUUUAUAUAAUUUGUGA
Molecule: messenger RNA, 624 nt
Organism: Macrosiphum euphorbiae (potato aphid)
Lineage: Eukaryota; Metazoa; Arthropoda; Insecta; Hemiptera; Aphididae
Source: the annotation of a GenBank genome assembly